Molecule: messenger RNA, 8430 nt
Organism: Lymnaea stagnalis (great pond snail)
Lineage: Eukaryota; Metazoa; Mollusca; Gastropoda; Lymnaeidae
Source: the annotation of a GenBank genome assembly
AGGCAACGGUAAAUGGAAACUUGCUAAGAUGGCAAGGAAAUGGAAGAUACAAUACAAUAUGACUUAGUAGUUUGAGGUGCAUUACUAUACCAUAAUAAUAAUUGCAAUUUACAGUGUUUCAUCUUUACGUGAAAUAGGUAACUAUUUUAUUAACUUUAAAAAAAUUAAAAUUAAUAUAUUACGGAUUACGAUAGAAAUAUGUUAAGAAAUCACCAACCUUGAAGGAAGCUUCGACGAACUUACGAAGUAAGCAUAUUUGACUACUUAAACUUAGUCUUAGUUAAGCCCUAUGCCAUCUUGCAUGACAGUUUAAGCCUAAAACCAAUUAAGGUUAACUAAUAAAAAAAAAGAUCAAAGUAAAGCCAAAGCUAAUUUAAUUAUUUAGGUAUUUAUUUUAUGGCAAUGAAUGUUGAAUCAUGAAUGAUGAGUGUCAUGUCAAAAUUGAGAGGCCAAGCCUAUCAGAUCCUUAUGGGCAGGCCUGCAUAGCUCAAAAUUUAAGGUGGGCUAUAAUACGUUAUGAAAAAAUUAUGUGGGCCUAAAAAUAAUAGGACAGGGAGGAAAGCUAUUAAGAAAAUAAUAAUAAAUAAUAUUUUGUUUCUUCGUGGGCCAUAUGGUUGUGCAUGCCUGCUUUUAUGGACAUCCACACUAUCACUAAUAAAUUGAAUAAUCAUAAUGAAUCAUAUGCAGAUUAUUAGGCUUUAUCCUUUCAAAUCUAUAGCAUUCUUCAACAAAUGCAACUUUGAAAAUGAAGUGAAAGCUAAUAUGAGACCAAUUAUGAACUGGAAAGAAAUAAUAUUUUGGGGAAGAUUCAAGAUAGUGAUCAUAGUCAUAGUAUAUAAUAUAAUAAUAUGGAUAACGGGGUAAUUUAACUGAUUAGCUACCAGAAUUAAAAACCCACCGUGGCCGAAUUAAUCUAGGUCAAAUUUACUGUGAUACAAACAUUGGCGCUACCAGCUGCUCGUGUCCAUAACAAAAGAAAUGCUCUGCUGCUCCCACAGGCUCAUGGUAAUCUUGAAAAAGACAAAAUAAUGAAUGAGUUUUCAAAAAAGCCUGGUUCAGCAAAUGGGACCCAGUUAAAACAAAAUUGAGGGUAAAAACAAAAAGUUCAGAUAAAAAAUACAUGAGAAUUGUAUGAGCCAAUCUCUGACGCAUAACUAUGGUUUAGUAUUAGUAAUGAGUCAAGUUGUCUAUGAAUAAAAAAUAAAAUGACUUUAGCUCAAUAUACUCAUUAUGUACAUUAUUAUUAUUAUAAGUAGUUUUAUAUAGUGUAGUACCCCAGCCUAGGGCUUGGCUCACCACGCUGUACAUACAAUUUAACAAACAUAAUCAAGAACAUAAAAAAUUAAUUAACAUACAUUAAUUAAAAAAAACAACAAAUGUACAUCCGACAGUAUGGGGGCUUGAAACUGCAUGCUCACUUAAUGUAAGUUAUAAAUUAGGCCUAAGUGCUAAAAGUAAUCAAGGCAUAACAAUCAAUCUGACUGUAGACUACAUUAAAAGCUACAAGUAUAAAAAUUACAAAAUUAUAAAAGGCUUUUACUUAAAAUUAUUUUGUCUCUCACAAAAUUGUUCUCAUUUACAAGUCAUUUUAUUUCAAUGUCUUUUUCAUAAUUGUUCAUUUAUCAAAUAAGUCUUCAUCCCUGUUAAUCAAUGUUAUUCUAAAUGUGUUUAUGUUAUCACUAAGACUAGAGAGAUAAAAUACUCAAACCAUUUCAUAAAUCAGCAGGCCUAAAAUUAAUACUUUAAUCGAACUUGAAAUAAUAUUUAAGUAUAGCACUGUGGGCUCAAAAGAAAAAAUUAAGGCUUAACAAGGAGUCAUUUAAAAUAUUGAUUUCAUAGGUUAGAUAAUGAAGUCAUUGAUGGAAUUUAGAAGCAAAAGAAUUAUCCAAGCAGGAAGUAAUGGUGUCGUCUUUUAACUUACACAAUACUUCAAUAAUUUGGCCUACCUUCAUAUCUGAGAGACUAAGGGGUCCAUCCGUAAACGGGGACACAUAUCUAAGAGUGGGGCUCACAAAUUUGUUAUGAUGUAUUAAUGUAUCAUACGAGUGUCUAAAUUGUGUGACGAAUUGACAACGACGGAAGGGGGCCUAAAGUCAUAGAAAAUGGUGUGAAGGCCCCUAACCACUUAAUUAUUCUUUGAUUUCGUUGAAGGUUAGUUGUCAUGUCUAGAAGUGAAUUGUGAGAAAGUAAUAUUCAUCAACAAUAUAAAUAAAGAUACAUUGUCUCUCUGUUUUUUAAAUACACGUAAAUUAUGCAUCAUGUACAUUUUGUUUCAUUUUAUUACUUUUAAAGUAUUAUUUCAUUUUGAAGACAAAAAUCAAAAUACCUGCACAGGCUUUCCAUGUUGAAAAUCCAAGUGUAAGGUGUAAAUUGGAGUUAUCUUGUGCCACCAUGUUUAUAUCUAGCCUCAAUGAUAGUAAAUAUAUACUUCAAUAUGCUUGUACCAAUAUAUAUGAAACUAGGGCUUAACCAUGUUGCAGUUUUUUUUACACCUGGUCUGGGUAUUUUGAGAAAAUAACCGACGGGUCCCAAGAGUUAACUUCUCAUUUUCUAAAAAAUGCAAUGAAAUGUACUGCCCUAUUUCGUAGUGAGGGUGCAUUGCCUUUGUCAAACAUUUUUUUUUAUACUGGAUCUGGGUAUUUUGAGAAAAUAACUGUUCAGUCCAAAGAGUUAACUUUUCAUUUUCUAUAACAUGCAACGAAAUCUACUGCCCUAGUUUGUGGUGAGAGUGCAUUGCCUUUGCCAACUAUUUGUGUCAAGAAAUAACCCAUUGAUAGGAACAGGCAGUUGCCGGAUCCCGGAAUAGAGAUGACAUUGUACAAAAACCUGUCGACAGAGAAGAUACUGUCAUUCAUUUUAUAACAAAGCCUUAGGAAACAACAGAAAAUAGCAAUAGCUUCUUAUACCAGGCUUCGGAAAAGAAUUGCAGGCACACCCAUGCCCGAAGUGAAAGGACUGCCUACGACCUAGUUCUAUGUGAUGUGCAGCCCCAGAACAAAGAUGUGAAAAAACAGUGACAUUUUUUAAAAUAAAAAGUCUUUUCACAAGAAACAAAAAAAUCAAGCUAUUUACUAGAAUUCAGAUAUUAUACAUGGAGCUGGCUGUGUGACAGAGGAGCAUUAACAAUAAAAACACCAAAUAAAAGUCACCUCCUCCUAAAGAAAAAAAAAACAAUCUAUUUACUAGAGUUCAGAUGUUAGGCAUGAAGUUUAGGCAUGAAGUUUGCUGUGUGACAGCUUUUUUUUUCACUUGGUACUAUUAAUAUAAAACAUAAUGUAUAUAGGGGGUGUGGUGUGUGUUGUGUUAGAAGAGGAACAAAGACGCACCAGAAGUAAAACAUGUAUAAGAGAUGUUUAAUUAUGUAUAAAUGAGCUGUUGGCUACUAUAUUCUCAGUAAUUUUAAAACCAGCUUUUGCGUUUGAGACUUCAGAGGUCACUGUUUUGACCCACAAAAUUAUAAAACUUUAAUCUAGAAUUAUUAUUUUUCUUUUUACAUAACUUUUUUUUUACAUUUAAUAUUAUUCUUUGAGAAGUAUCACUGUCUUGUUUAAAUGAUCAACUUUUUUGAGGGACUUCUCCUUGGUUCAAAUGUAAUACUGCUUUGUUAUUUAAAUGUAAGUGAUUUUAAAAAAGCUAUCCACAGCUAUUAGUGGGACCAGAAGCAUAUGUAAUCUUUUUUCUGCAGGUGCAAGCUCCCAUUCUCAAUUGAGUAAAAUUGUCUUAGCUUCUGCCUCUGAUCAAUAUUUCCAACAUUAACUUGUGUGCAGUCUUUGUGUGGAAAUGUAAAUUUAGGUCAAGUGCUUAGCAGGAGAAACAUAUUAAAUCAAUAUUUAAAAAGGCAACAUGGCAUACAUGACAAGUUAUAGCAUACACUUUUGGUAAUAUCAAUGACAUUUACAUCUUAAUUAAAGUAAUACCUACUUGGGAGCUGCAAAAGUUAGAAUUUAAUUCCAGUUUUAAUGCAAGAUUUAUGAAAAUCUUAUUAAAAAGUUAUGAGGAAAAAAGUUACAUUUUCUGAGAAUACAUAGGAGAAAAUAUGAUGGCACCUGUUAAAUUUCAUAGUCUAAUUUGGCUGCAUAUUUAAAGUGCUUUCCGAAAGGACAGAUUUCUUUAUAAGAUAAGCAUACUUAAAAUCUAAAUUCAUAUUUAAAACAUCUGUCUAAGUGAAAGAAAAAAAAACUGAUAAAAUAAAUUAGAGACGUUACUUAACUUGUAAUUCUUAAUUUAUUAAUUUCAAUGGUGUGACACAUUGUAUUACUGCUGUUAGUCAAGCCUUAAUCAAAAAUGUUUCCUCCAUGCAGUGUUUAAAUGUUCUUCUUCCAUUUCGGGCUACUAGGUCAUGGAUAAUCAUUCUAAUAUGGAUGGGCUUGAUGGAUUGCCUAUGGAUUUGUGGAUGAACCAGCAACACCCUGAUUCAAAUAUGACCUCAUCUGUUUUCCACCACCCAUCAGCACAACCUAUGAGAGAUUAUUUAUCUGUAACUCCUAGAACUAUGCCAGCUGCCUUUGGUAAUUUUCUAAUUUUCUGUAAAUGAGCAUUUAUCUAUAUACAUCUUAUCAAUGCAGCAAAAAUAAACCAGGUACAGCUUAAAUAGCUUAUUACUAUUGAUAACAUACAUUUGCUUAGAAAACUAGAUUAGAUUAUUUAUACUGUACUUUUUAACCUCACAAACCCAGAAUUUUUAUUGAAAUAAUUUUUGACUCAGUUUUCUUUUUUACUUUCAGAUGAUUCAUUGGCACCAAUGGUUCAGAACGCUCAUAUGAUGUCAUCAUAUGGUCGUUGUCUGCCCACUCAGUCACAUCAGCCUGAUAGACAGGCACCAACAUUAGAAAGAUCGGCAUGGUCACAUAUUAUGUCCCUUGAUCAAGCCAUAGGAUCUUAUGAGACCCAGGAGUCUAUGAGGCAUUUACCAAACAGGUAUUCACCACUUGAUGAAUACAAGUCAAGGGAAGAAUCUUUAAAACCUACUUCAUUGCCUACCUCAUUUCCAAGUGGAAUUUUGCCUAGACUGCCCUCAGCUCCAAAUAGUUCGAAUAAUUUUUCACCAAUGUCAUUUUUAAAUACAUCUCAAGAUAAAGUUUCACAAUUGAAUGAAUUGAUGAAUCUAACAAAAACCACGAAGACUCUUAACACUCAGUCAUUAACUAUUUCUACUGAUGUGUCCUCACUUGAAUCAUCUGGUGACUACUCUCCAGUAUCGCCCCCAACAACAAUUUCAGAUCAGUUGUCCAGUCAUAACCCAAACAGAGUGGCAGAAACAUUAAGAGAUGAUGCAUUAAGCUCAAAUUAUGGAUCACUGCCUGCAGACACAACUGAUAUAUUUAGUUACUUUUCUAGCAAAAAUGAGAGCUUUCCUAUUAGUCAGGACAAGCUGUCUUAUUCACAGCCAAGCCAUGUUACUACUACCAACAAUUUACCCAGUCCUUCAGAUGUCCCACUUGAUAUGACUAAAGUCAUUAUUUCCAAAGAGGAUAGUACUCAAUCAUCUAUAAUGCCUAAAUUGAUAUCAAGUCAUCUUGUGUUUGAUUCCAACAAUAAACAGCCUAUGAAUUCUGUAGGCAAUGAAAGAUCACCUUUAUUACAGACCUUGCUGUGCAAAGGCCAGGUGAACACCACUGAUGUAACUAAUAUAAAAUCAACUCAACCACAGCUUACAUUUAGUCCUCAAAUUAAAUUUAUUCAGCCAGUUAAAAGCACUCCAAAAAAGUCAAAUUUUUAUGGUAGAGAUGCUUCACUCUUUUCUUUUCCACUAGAAAACAAACCAUUGGGUUCACCACACACAAUAGAGGGUGCCUCUGGAUCUAUGGAUUCUACCCAAAUAUUUUCAUUUGAUGACUCAAUAAAAAAUGUGAAUAUGAGAGGUGAAGAUUUUGUAGAUAAUAUAGAGGAGAGUGAGGUACCCAAUGAAAGGGCCGACAAUGGGAAUCUAAUUACUGACAAUGUUGAUUCCAGCCAAGAGUUUAUAACCAGUGAUCAUUCUCUUCUGGCUGAAUCAAAAGUAUUAUUAAAUUCUAUGGAAACUUCUGAUUCAGUGAGUGAUUUAAUCCCAUCAGGAUUUAACUCUAGUAAUCUACAGUCAGUAGAUUCAUUUAUAGAAAAUGCUACUCGCAAAGAAGUAGGUGGUGAUGAAAUUUCCAUUGACCAGAAAGAGUCACUAGAUGACCAUAAAAAUGAACCUGAAAAUUUAUUGCAAGGUAACAAUUUAAUGGAUGAUCCCUUGAAUGGCACUAGUAUAAAUGAUAAUUUAGAGCCAGAUGAUACUACCCUUUCACCCCCUGAAACACAUGGCAAAGGCAAACGGAAGAAGCGCAAGGGAGUUGCACUAAAGGCCAAACCCCGUAAGCAACCCGCACGGAAACGAGGACGUCCACAGCGUAUAAAUGUAAAUCUUGCCAUGGAAACAUUAAAUGAAAUCAAUGAUGCAAGUGCAGACAACGGUGAUGAGAUUCACACAGAAGAUGUGGUUGUAGGGACUCAAAGGGUAAGGAAAAAAAGGGGGCCACCACAACCUCGGACUCCCAACCUAGAUGUAGCACCUAGAAGGAGCUCCAGUCGCAAGUCAAAGGAUAAUGCCAUGAGACUUAUAGAGCUACAAGCUGAUUCAAACUACAGUGGUAUUCGCCAACCUGAAGAAGAAAUACCUUUGGAAAAGAAAUCUGUUCGCAAGGCUAAAAAAAAUGCAAAUAAGCUUUCUGCUUUAGAAGAUGAAUUGAGUGAUAUCAGUGAUAAUAAUUCAUUAGGAGAUAAAAGUGAUGAUGACUAUGUUAUUGAUGAGGAGGAAGCACAGGCUGUUGAUAAUGAUGACAUGGAGGUUGUAGAUGAGAAAAAUAAAAAAGCAAAAGAUAAAAAAAUUGGUGGACUUAAAAUGUCAAUAAAAUUGAGUGGAAAUUCUUCAGCUGAAAUAGUUUCUGGUAUUGAGGACUCGCCAGUGAAAAGAAAAAGGAAGUUGCCCAAAAAGAAAUCAGAAAAAAACAAAGCUAAAACCAAAAAGUUAGACCUUGAAAAGUCUGAACCUUUUUUGGAUGAUAUGCAGGUUAAAGAUGAGACUGUGGAAGAGACAAAGGAAGAAAUAUCAGAGGGAGCUGCUGCAGAUAUGACAGAGAAACACAUGUCAUUGUUGCAAAAAUAUUUCUCUACUGCCAGUUCUGCAACUGCAGCAAGGCAGACAAAUAAGAAUUCUAUUCCAAGUAAAAUUAAAAAGCUUAAGAAGAAAAAUGACAAUGGAGCGGGUAAUAAGUCUAAAGUUGGUAAGCCAGGAAAAGUAAAAACUGGUCCAAAACAAAAGACAUCUGUAAAAUUUAAUUUAGACGAUGAGACUAAGUCUUUAGAAGACCCUGAUUCAGCAACUCCUAAAUUUGUUUGUGGGUACUGCCCUCUGCGAUAUCACAGCAAACAAGACUUAAUGACUCAUAUGGAAGCUCACAUGGUGGAAAUGGAAGGUAAAGAUAAUGCUUCUGCAACUCCCUCAACAGAAGACAAGAAAAAAGAUGCAGAUAGUCAACCUAAUGCUGCUAUCAGCAGAGAUCCCAGAUCUAACAGACUUGGCUCUUCAGCCAGCACAAAUCAACCAGUUAAACCUCCGCUAAUGGAAAAAGCUAAAACUCGACCAUUUAUUGAAACUGUCAAGGAGAACAAGCCUGAAACAUUGUCAAUUAAGAAUAAGUUUAAAUGUGGAGAAUGUGAUCAAAUAUUUAACUCCAAACCUAAUCUGCUAGAUCAUGUUCGUAUCCACACAGCCGAUAAGCCUUUUGAAUGUGACAUAUGUCACAAAUGCUUCACUGAAAGAAACUUGCUAUCAGCUCACCGGAAAACCCAUGUCCAAGAAAAGCUUUUGCGGUGUCAUAUGUGCAGCAAAGCUUUUGUUGAUAAGGCAGAUCUCAGUUACCAUAUGCAAUCUCACCCUAAACGCUCAAUGACCAAUUCCUCUGUAAAAAUGUCUUUUUCUUAUAAAAAAGCUGUGAAAAAAACUGUGCUGGAAACUCCAGAAAAAGAUUCUCCUUCCCUCAAAGCACCAACUUCAUUUGCAUCAGCUUUAAGUGGGGAGCCUGAGACUUCUGGCAAUGCUGCUCCAUUAGUUAUUCUUUUAAAAAGAGGAGAUGCUCCUAGCACUAGUUUGUCUGGGAAAAGCUCUGUGUUAGAUUCCAAAUGGCCACCUAAACCAAGUCAUUCUCCAGUUAUGUCUCAAAAAGUUCCAGCUAAUGUUACUGAUCACAAGCAAAAAGAAUCCGACAAACUUGAUGUCGGCAGUAAAACUAAAGACUUAAAUAGCAAAAUUACAGUACAAACUCAACAAAAUAAUAACAGCACAACUGUUUUAAGCAAGGCAGGAGAGCAGAAUGUGUCUGAUGUGUGUAGUUGUAAAGAGUGCCCAGAUUGUGUAACCAGGUUCUUACAGAGUUUUGAUUGUUGAAUGUCUCUGAAAGAAUUUUU